Molecule: messenger RNA, 3889 nt
Organism: Dicentrarchus labrax (European seabass)
Lineage: Eukaryota; Metazoa; Chordata; Actinopteri; Moronidae
Exons: 6
Coding region: 117-3476 (1119 amino acids)
Biological process (GO): protein ubiquitination; Notch signaling pathway
Molecular function (GO): RNA binding
Source: RefSeq, a predicted model, not a curated record
CUUGCGCGGACCUGACAAAUAACAUAAUAAUUUGUAGUUUCACUUUCCUUCCAUUGCUUGAAAAGUGUGACGGUCUUUGCAAGAUAGCGAGAAACCAACGGUGGAAGCUCUGCAAGAUGGCAGAGCCGGGCAGGACUGUAAGGGUGAGCGGUCUGCCCAUAGACACAGAGGAUAACAGGCUGAAAGACAAGCUAUGUAUCCACUUCCUGAGAUCCAGGAAUGGAGGAGGGGAAAUAGACUCUGUCACCAUUAUCAAGGCAACGCCCGUCUCUGCCCUCAUCACCUUUGAGGACAGUAGAGUGGCACAGCGAGUUAUUCAACAGAGCCGGCACAUUCUGGAAGUGGAUGGGAAGAACUAUAAAGUCACUGUAACUGAGCAUCGGGAAAGCCUGGACCCAGACAAGGUCAUCCUAAAUUUAUCAGCAAUGAUCGACUACAGCCAGCUUCCUGGGGGAGCAAUGGCAUUGACAAGCCUCCAUAAGAGCUACCCUGAUAUUCAGAUAAUCUACGAUGCUACUGAGGAAUUGUAUACAUUGCAUGGCGCUUAUUCCAGAGUCCAGGCAGCCUUGGCACAACUGCUUGACCAUCCUGGAGGCAAACAAUCAGCAGAAAACAAAGACACAAGUCAACCUGCCACCAGUGGGUCCAAGUCUAUUCAGACAGCACCCAAGCCUCAUACUCAGGAGUCAGAAAAUCAGAGCAGGAAACCUAAUAGACAACGAGAACAAAGAGAGAAAGUUCACAUUGGUAGGCCUUCUGAUGAGUAUGAGUCAGGCUCACAUAGAGACCUGACACCUGGUGGUUAUGGCUGGGAUGAUACUGGGCAGACAGAGGGUGCAGCCAUGCAGCUACCUGGGCAUCCUACGGCGUCUGAGGAGGACUUCUUCCUAAUCGUGGAUGCAGACAUGUUCCAGUAUUUGCAGAAACACUGCCAAAAGGAAUACCAGCGUAUCCUAAGUCAGUAUGGUGUUGAUGUGGUGGAUGUGACAAAUCACGGGUUGACUACUCUGUUUCUGCAGGUUGCAACAGAAGUGGGGGAGGAUGGUCAAGAUGAGGAGUGCCUGACUUUGGCCAAAAAGGCAAUAAGUAGGCUUUAUCAAGAGAAUGAAACCAAGAUCCGUCGAGCCCAGCUCCCUAAGAGUAUCGUGUCCCCCAGGGGUGGACUGCAAAGGGCGAUGGAGAACUUAAGUGUCAGAUUUCCCAAGCUUCUUAUGAACGAAGAUGACCAAAAUAUUUACAUUAUCGGGAGCAGUAUCGAUGUGUCUGAGGCCAAACUGUUUCUCCUGGGCCACAAUGAAGGGAGGGGAAAAAAAGAAGAUGUAGCCAGUCUUUUUAGAUUUCCUUCAUAUGAUUCAGGUUCAUCAACUCAUGCUGAUGAGCAGAGAGUCCCCCUCCCCACAUCUUCCCCGGUUGAUUCUGUGGAUAUUAGGAUAGACCAGCCGUUGAGGUCAAAGGAGGAUGAGAGGAGAGCCGAUGGAGCCAGAAGGUAUAAACUAGCAGCUCGGUUUAAGGAUUCUGGGCUGCCUGCAUUAGGCAGUCGGCCAACUGACUUCAGCUUACGAGGGCUUUCAUCUCCCAGUAGACAAACACGCCGUGGGCCAAUGGUAGGGCAUGAUGUACUGUCAGAAACAGCACAGAUUGCUGGUGAAAGAGCCUCCAGAGCAUUAGCCCAAAACACCGGAGGGGACAUCUUGUUUAAGAGUGGAGAUGCCUUGCCUUCAACUGCUUUCAUGCAGAAUAAAACCUCUUUGAACUCACAUUUAACUGACACUCGACCCAAGAGUUUAACAUCCCCUGUUAGCACAACUCAGUCCAGCGUGUCAGGAAGUACUCCACUUCCACCUGCUGGGUCUUCCACGUUGAAGCGAGCCAGUAGUUUCUCUGGAACACCUCAGGAGAAGGCCCAAGUUAUGGGUCAGAAGAGUCAAGACGACUCUGGAAAGUCCACAGUCAGAACCAGGGCCAGGUCCUCUAGCUUCAGUAACCAAACAGGGAGGGACAAGCAGGAAGUCUAUAAUGCAGAGAUUACAGUUUCCUCUGUGGUGUGGAUGCACAUAAAAGAAGCCUACAGCACCCGAGUGGAUGACCUGACUUCUGAUGUCCAGAUGAAAGAGAGACGCUCACAGGGUAGUAGUGAUUUGACCAUCACCUUAAGAGGGGCGAGCUCAUCCAAAGUGAGUUCAUGUCAGCUGGGUUUACAGAAACUGGUUGCUUCGGUUAGUGCAGACUUCGUUGUGCAGGAACUGCGCUUGUCAGAGCUGGGUAUCACUGACAGAGCAGAUGAAAACUUACAGGCCUGUUGUGCUGAGGUGCGUAGCCGGUUCAAGAAAGUUACCAUUCGGUUUUUAGAGAAGAGAUUAUUUGUUCUUGGUCCAGAACAGUUGUGUUCUCAGUUAGCUGCUACAUUGCGGGAGGUAUUUUCUGGAGAUUUAGCCCAAAUACCUGAACAACAGGUCUUCUCUACCUCCAACUGGAAUCCAUCCACACUAUUACAAACGAAUGAGGGUCAAAGUACUAGUCUGCGCAGUAAUACUCAGGUGAUGCUGCAGAGCCAAACAAGCAAAGCUAAUGGGACUGGUAGUAGUCAGGAAAGGAGAACAAACCAUAGGAGUGACUCCCGAGAGACAGAGCAUGUGAAUGGAUCUAUUAGCCAGCCGUUAGUGAGGAAAGAUCCUGUCAUUAAGGAGAAGGUGAGAAUUGUAAGUACAGUGGAGAUGGAUGGACAGAAGAUGUUUGUCAGUCACUCUAAAACCGGAAGUGAUGAAAGUGCAAGACAUGUAAAUGGUGUUGGGUCAACAACAACCCGGACUGAUAAAGACUUGGCCCUUCAUAUGAAAGAGAGAACCACUCAUUCAACCCAAAAGGACACUGCACAGCAAAGACAAACAGAUAUCCAGGACACCCCGGCAGAAUCCAGGUCAAGUCUUGGGGGCCUGGGGUGCAUGUGUGUGUGUGGGGAGAAUAAGAAGUCGACGAUUAGAACUAAAUGUGGGGCUAACUUCUGCUCGGAGUGUCUGGAAACUGUACAUGUCCAAUGCAAGGUUUGCCAUGAGACAGAGCCGACACCACGGGGCAUCCAGGGCAAAAUGAAAUACUCUAAAAUACACAUUAGCGUACCAGGUCAUAAGAAAGACUCGGCUAUCAAGAUCACUUACCUAAUUCCUGAUGGUAUCCAAGAGGAGGGUCACCCUUCUCCAGGAAAACCCUUUAAAGGAGGGAUGUUUGAAGCCUUCCUUCCUGACUGUGAGAAGGCGAGGAAGCUGCUGCCUAGGCUGGAAAAAGCCUUCGAACAGGGACUCACCUUCACAUUGACAAAGAAAGAGACAGGGGCCAGUGUCAUCUGGGACUGCAUCCCACACAAGACUAGCAUACAUGGGGGCAAAUCAGGGAGUGGUUACCCAGAUUCCACUUACUUGACUCGCUUGUCUAAUGUCUUGACUUCCUAUGGGAUUGAGGAGCCACCAGCCGAGUCUUGAGAACAAAAGCAAUCUGAGGAGGAGUUCUUAUGUAGUUUUAUAUUUAAAAAAAUAUUUUAUGUGGUUAGAGCCACUUGCACUAUAUUUGUAUUAUGAUUUGUACCAGGUUAUAUUUUUAUGUUUGAAAAUCACAAUGUCUGAUAAUGUAUAUAGAAACUUUUAUUUUUUUAACAUUCCCUUUUAACUGUGACAAAUGUGACAACCACCAUUGUUUUUAAUUAUUUCCAAUAACAUUCCUGAACAUUUUCUCACAGUUUCAUGCACAAUAUUCUGUUUUGUGUUUAUAGUACUGUAUAAUUACACCUUCUGUACCAUCCUGUACCAUAGUUUUAGGAAUCAUGUGGUUUUGGGAAAAAAGGAGGUUAUUUGUGGAAUAUUGGGGAGUAAAUAAAACAUUUUUUACACUGUCAAAA